CAUCUUUAGUGUCGGCUGUGACACAUGACAGAUCCCAGAAGAUGCAGGGCCAUUCACAAAGCACAGCGCUUCUCGUGCAUGUCCGCAGUCUCUUGGUCAUCCCCUGUACUGUCUGCAGUCUCUUAGUCAUCCCCUGUACUGUCUGCAGUCUCCUGGUCAUCCCCUGUACUGUCUGCAGUCUCUGGUCAUCUCCUGUACUGUGUCCGCAGUCUCUGGUCAUCUCCUGUACUGUGUCCGCAGUCUCUGGUCAUCUCCUGUACUGUGUCCGCAGUCUCUGGUCAUCUCCUGUACUGUGUCUGCAGUCUCUGGUCAUCUCCUGUACUGUGUCUUCAGUCUCUGGUCAUCUCCUGUACUGUGUCCGCAGUCUCUGGUCAUCUCAUGUACUGUGUCUGCAGUCUCUGGUCAUUUUCUGUUCUAUGUCUGCA
Molecule: messenger RNA, 425 nt
Organism: Staurois parvus
Lineage: Eukaryota; Metazoa; Chordata; Amphibia; Anura; Ranidae
Source: the annotation of a GenBank genome assembly